Molecule: messenger RNA, 1593 nt
Organism: Anopheles nili
Lineage: Eukaryota; Metazoa; Arthropoda; Insecta; Diptera; Culicidae
Exons: 1
Coding region: 1-1593 (530 amino acids)
Biological process (GO): negative regulation of transcription by RNA polymerase II; neuron differentiation; regulation of cell cycle process
Cellular component (GO): nucleus; transcription repressor complex
Molecular function (GO): RNA polymerase II cis-regulatory region sequence-specific DNA binding; DNA-binding transcription repressor activity, RNA polymerase II-specific
Source: RefSeq, a predicted model, not a curated record
AUGGCAGCUAUCGCACAACCACACUCCCACCAACGGUCACCGGCGGGUGGUCUCCUGACCACGGUGGCCAGCCUACCGCCUUCGUACAAGCUGCAGUACGGCGAGGUUUCGCCAAAACCGGCCACCGAGCGGCCAACCGGUGAUAGCCCGCUGGAUCUGACCGUGCGCCAGGUGACGACCGGAUCGCUGGGUCCGAUCACACCUCCGGCCACACCGUCACCGCUGAAGAAGCGCUACCGCGAGGACAAUCAGCUCAACGUGCCGCUCAAGUGCGAUGAACCAUCGGCGAAACGUGCCAAAGCCAGCGAACCGGUGCUGCUGGACGUCAAGAAGGAGCUGGCCACUCCGGCGAAACUCACCAUCGCCGGUAAGGCUGGGGCCACCGAGGACGAGGUCGUUAUUGCCAAGGGCCCGCCGAGAAGUUCGAAAAAUCCUCCCGCCUCAGUGGCGCCCUCUGGCGGCUCGAAGGAACGCCGCGCCAAAGCCAUCCGCAAGCUAAAGUUCGACGAGGAAAACUCAUCGCCCGUGUCGGGCACGAUCAUCAUCUCGCUGGAGGAGGCGCUCAGUGGCGAUACACCGCGCGAAUCCGGCGACAUCGAUCCACAGUUCAACCUGGUCGAGGUGUCGGAUGAGGUGCGUGCCGAGUUGGCCGCGAUCCCGAACGUGAUCGGUGGCUACAACUGCAAGCUGUGUCGGUUGGAGUUCGAGGAUGCGUUUGGGUUGGCGCAGCAUCGCUGCUCCUGCAUCGUGCUGCUCGAGUACCGGUGUCCCGAGUGUGACAAGCGGUUCAACUGUCCAGCCAAUCUGGCGUCUCACCGGCGUUGGCAUAAACCACGUGACCAGACCGGUAAAAAGGGUGGCUCGGGAGGCGCCAAACCGGAGCCCGGUCACGAUUCGACCGACUCGGACGGGGCUACGGGUAAGUUCCGGUGUGAUCAGUGCGAUAAAACGUUCAAGCGGCCAGCCUACCUCAAGAAGCACCAGCUAACGCACAGCAGACAGGCUGCCAAGGGCACCAAACCGGCCCCGAAGCGCAGUGCAAGCCCAAGCACCACUACCACCGGUUCGUCUCAGUAUCGUAGCGAGGACUCGAACCACUCGAACCAUUCGAGCCAGUCGGCGGGAAGUAGCGCAGUAGGCUACGCCGGAUCUUCAGACGGUACCGGGUGCGUUGUGACGGAGCGUUUAAUUUCGCGAUCGCAACCUCCGCCGCUUACGAUGUUCACCAUCAUCGCGUCGAAUGAUGGCGUGCUGCAUGAGAGUGGUAAUCGCGGGUCCGGAUUCUUCCAAGGUCAACCCGCGGUACGUUUCGUGCACGAGCGUGCUCCAUCGGUGGUGUCCUCGUCGGGACGGGGCAGCGCGGCACCCGACCAGGACGACGCGGAUAGUGACUGCGAGGAGCGCACGCUGGUCAUCAAUGAAGACUACCGUGAUGGCGAAGACGAGGACGAUGGCGAGGACGAAAUGGAGCGCCAGUACCGGUCGGCGUACUGCGACCGGUUUACGGAGGAGGAAAAUCUGGCCGCGGCUGCCCUCGCACGGCUUCGCAACGGACCUUCGGUUAUUCGCCACACGACGGCGCUGGUUGUGUAA